AUGAUCAUCCCCAUCACCCUGCCCGCGCCGUCCUCGCCCUCUUCCCCAGCCCUGCCUCCCAACAUCGCCCGCAUCGGCACCUCCGAGCUCGUCCUCAUCGAGCUCCAAGGCGACAUCCACGCCGACGGCGACAGGCGCGACCAGCCCAUCGGCACGCUCACCGUGCCCGACGCCAGCGAUACACAGGUGCGCGCGCGCGAGUUUCUUCUCUACGGGAUCGCUUCUACCAUGCCGACGCUGACUCCCUUGCAUGAUCGCGCGCACAAGGCGAAACCGACCCUGCGCAUCGGGCAUCAUCUCCUCGAAGGCAAACUCGUUUCGCUUCCCAAACCCCUCGCCGUCCUGCACCGCACCACCCCCGCACCUCCCUCCGACCCCUCUGCCCCAUUCACCACGUCUGCCUCUGCCUCUGCCUCUGCCUCUGCCUCUGCCUCUGCUUCCUAUGACUCUCCAGCCGCGCAUCCCACGACGCGGCCCCCGGCCACGUACACCAUCGCCGCCAUCGUGCGCAAAAAGCUCGUCUUCGCCCGCCGCCCGAUGCCCAUCGUCGGCCAGAGCCAGACGCGCGCGGAUGCCGCCGCCGCCGCGUCCGCCGCCGCGCGUCCCAUGAACGUGAACGUCAUCGCGAAAACGGCGUGA
Molecule: messenger RNA, 639 nt
Organism: Heterobasidion irregulare TC 32-1
Lineage: Eukaryota; Fungi; Basidiomycota; Agaricomycetes; Russulales; Bondarzewiaceae
Exons: 1
Coding region: 1-639 (212 amino acids)
Biological process (GO): mitotic sister chromatid cohesion
Cellular component (GO): Ctf18 RFC-like complex
Source: RefSeq, a predicted model, not a curated record